AUGCUGUCCAGACUCCUCGCAACCACCCUCUUCCCCCUCACCGCCCUGUGCUCCCCCUUCCAGCCCGGCGUCCUGAGCCCCCGCGAGCUGCCCGCCUCGGUCGGCACCGUGACGCAGUUCCGCUACUCGGGCAACGGGUGCACCCAGGGGUCUAACUCGGUGACGCGCUCGGGCGGCUGGGUCUCGCAGACGUACAAGUUCUCCCAGUUCGAGGCCGACACCAUCACCGCCGGCACGCCCACCACCGAGAACUGCGAGCUGCACUUCCAGGGCGCGGGGCUGAGCCCCGGGUGGCAGGUCAGCCUCGCCGAGGCCGACGUCACGGGCAAGCUGGUGCUGGCGCCCGAUGCGAAGGUCAACUACUACUGGCAGGUGUACUGGAGCGAUGACGCCGCCGACACGCUUGCGCUGCAAGGAACAAUCGACAACACUGGGGGCAAGAACAAGAUCACCAACAACAACUACACGGUCAAGGCCAACGUAACCGACUCAUUGUGGUCGCAGUGCAUCGGCGCGGACGGCAACCCAGGCAUCCUGAAUGUCAACUUCAGGGUAGCAAUUGUUGGCGAUGGAAGCUCAUUCGACGUUGAUACAGAGACGUUGAAUUAUAAAUUCAGGAAGUGCUGA
Molecule: messenger RNA, 627 nt
Organism: Diaporthe citri
Lineage: Eukaryota; Fungi; Ascomycota; Sordariomycetes; Diaporthales; Diaporthaceae
Exons: 2
Coding region: 1-627 (208 amino acids)
Source: RefSeq, a predicted model, not a curated record